Molecule: messenger RNA, 3681 nt
Organism: Sycon ciliatum
Lineage: Eukaryota; Metazoa; Porifera; Calcarea; Leucosolenida; Sycettidae
Product: striatin-4-like
Exons: 16
Coding region: 221-2776 (851 amino acids)
Molecular function (GO): protein binding
Source: RefSeq, a predicted model, not a curated record
GAGAUCUCGUGCACGCUGCCUUUCCGAUACCGGGAAGGUAUUGCUAGUUGUUGAAGCAGUUGCACUUGCAGUGUCGUGUGCUGAAGUCUGUGAAGACCAUUCAACGGGUUACUUGCGCGCUCAACUAUUUGGAGAGAACGUUCGCAGCGGUGUUGCAGUGGUUUCUUGUUUGGUGGAAGGCCUAGGCUGGACAGAAGGGGAGUAGUCACGCUGUACCACUAUGGAGGAGAACCUUCCGAGCCUCAGCGGCGGUGGCGGCAGUCUGGACGAGGACAGCCCAUCCUAUUCUCUGCCUGGUGUUCUGCAGUUCGUGCAGCACGAAUGGGCGCGCUUUGAGCGAGAGCGAUCACGCUGGGACGUUGAACGCGCAGAGUUACAGGCCAAGCUGGCUUUUCUGCAGGGCGAAAGGCGCGGCCAAGAGAAUCUGAAGUUUGAUUUGGUGCGGAGAAUAAAGAUGUUGGAAUACGCCUUACGUCAGGAAAGAUUAAAGUAUCACCAGCUCAAGUAUGGCACAGCAGCACCGCUGUGCGAGGACUUGAAUGGCGGCAGCAGUUCCUCGGAUAACUCAGCCUCGGCAGUCCCUGGUAGCUCAGUCAACAAACUUCGGCCUGGCCGUGAACUAUUGAGACAGUACCUUCAAGAGGUGAAAGUAACAGAUAGCAUGCUGGAGGUGAGGGAGGUGUGUCGCAGCCGUGUGCUCAAUGCCGCGUCCGACACUGGUCGGUUUGCCGGCGCUGAUGGCAUGCGCUCGCGUUCACUGUCCACGCGCUCCAACAGCUGCUCGUUUAGCGCAUCGGACAGCAACCUGAGCGGAUUUAAUGUUGCGUGUCGCGCCACCACGGCAUCACCACCUCCCGGCACGGAACGGCCACCUGGAAUGGUAGACUUUGCAACAGAGUUCAAGCCAGCCCGAUCGCCUACGGGUGCUGCUCCUGGUCAACUGCCGCACGUGACACCAUCUUCUUCAUUGACGGCAGCAACCACAUCACCUUCAUCUUCAGGGUCUGUGGCUGCACCAGCCCCAUCACCACCUGGGGCAGAUAUGAUUGAAACUGUAUGCGGUGAUAUCCCAGCUUCGCUAGCUGUAAAUGAAGCCCGCAAAGGCUCGCCGGAUGCAAAGUAUCCUGCAGAUGAGGAUGCGGACGAAAUAGAGGAGAGCAGCGGCAGAGAAGAGGAGCGCUUCUCAGCCGCGCUAUCUCAGGAGCCGCCCACGUGGAUGGCGGCCGCUUCGUCGUCGCAUCGCUCUCCAGAGCCCAAAUCUGACGCCACCGUGCCGAAGAGUCCACGAUCGGCGGCGGCGGCAUCAUCACAUGACCCCACCAAGACCCUGUCCGACUUAGGGCUAUUGCCAAGGGGCCUGAGCACAGAAGACUCGCCGCUGCCGCCAUCGAGUAGUAGCCAGAGUAGUGCUGAUGGCGCGUGCAUUGGUCACGGUAGUGGUGUUGCUGAUCACAAACAUCCUACCGAGACACCGUCCCCUGGCCCACGUGCUGGCAACCGCCUCUCACACGCUGAAGCAUCGGCUGGAGCUGACCCCUUGGCCAGCUUUAAUGACCACCUCCCACCUGGACACCUACCAGCAUCUGGAAAUCUACUGCCUGGGCAUGCGAAAGAUGGUACACUCAUUGCGACAAACCGUCAAAGACGCUCUUCACCUGGAAUUAAUAUUGGUGAUCGAGACGCCAUGAACACAGCUGAUCUUGUUAGUUUAACACAGGAAUCUUCAUCAGCCCUGGAAGAGCAGGUUGCCAUUGAGGAUGCGAGGAAAGUGUGGGCACCAAAGUUCUCCUUGCACAGUCACUAUGAUUGUGUCCGAUCGGUCGUCUUUCAUCCUUCCGAGCUAAUGAUGUUGACGGCAUCGGAGGACUCCACGGUUAAACUCUGGAAUCUGGAGAAGCAGCCCGUUGGCAAAAGGAAUGCUCUACCAGAACUGGAGCCAAUCCACACAUUUCGCGGGCACAAAGGUGCAGUGCUGUGUACUGGCUUCAGCCCGAGCGGACAGCAUUGCUUCAGCGGCGGAUUGGAUGGCAAGCUACAGCAGUGGAACGUCUGCUCUGCAAGCUCGGAGCUGUAUGGUCCGUAUGAUGGUGUACAAGAUGGAAACACAGUGCUGGCAGUCCACGAUGAAUGCAUCUGGGACAUGUCAGUCCACAGCGUGUCACCGCUAGUGGCGACUGCAUCAGCCGACGGUACAGCGUGCGUGUGGAAUUGGUCAAGCCGCUCAUCUCAACCUGGUGCCACGGGGUGUCUCGCUCAGAAGUUGGUUUCAAGUCAUGUUGAAUCGGGCAAGACUAUGGUUCCAACGAGUGUUGACUUUGUACACAAUGAGCCUGGACAGUUGAUGGUUAGCUACCAGUCAGGGCAAGCCAUACUGUAUGACUAUCAGGCUGGCAAACCGGUUUGCUCUUUCACAGGUAUUGGCAGCUGCCAAGUGAACAAGGUUGCCUGUCACCCUACGCUCAGUUUCAGUAUUGCUGGACUGGAUGACCGGAGAAUAGUGUACCUAGACCAUCGCACUGGACAAGUAAUGUUCAGCAUGCUGGCACAUCUUGAUUCGGUCUCAUGCCUGUCUAUAGACCCUACCGGCCUCUACUUUCUUUCUGGAAGUCAUGACUGUUCACUGCGCUUGUGGACUAUCGAAUCACGAGCGUGCGUCCAGGAAAUGACGGCACAUCGCAGGAAGAACGACGAAGCUGUGUUUAGUGUUGCAUUUCAUCCGAGCAAGGGCUACCUCGCCAGUGGUGGUGCUGAUUCUGUCGCCAAAGUAUUCACGUGAUGGCGCUUAUGGCUGCAGUGAAACUCGGGACGGUACUAAACACACGCCAUUGAGAUUGAGAGCUACUUGAGUGUAGCCGGUAGAAUGCAGCAAGAUGAUCUGGCCUAUACGUGUAGAUUCGAAGAACAAAAAUAGUAGAAGUGUUUGAGUAUGUACAUGACUACAUUGAGCCUAACAGAAUACCGAUGGAAAUGACUGGCCGAUACGAGAUGCAUACUGGCAUAUGAAGCUAUUGAAUUGAAUUGCACUUCAGAGCUUCUCAGUAGCACUGCAGAUGUACUAGUACUGCUAUUGGACAGAUAAAAAUUAAUGUCAUAGUCUUGUACCAAGCUCUCAGGCUAAUGGAUUAUCCCGGCACUAAACGGCUAGCCUCGUCUUCUGCAUGCAUGCCCUGUGACUCUUACUUCCACCAGGCAAUCGCUAUCAUUACUAGUGCGGAUGGUGAUACAUGGAAGUAGACCGGACAAAAUGUGUGGCUCCAGUCCUGGCUGCUCUGGAUAUGGUGUGGCUCCAGUCCUGGCUGCUCUGGAUAUGGUGUGGCUCCAGUCCUGGCUGCUCUGGAUAUGGUGUGGCUCCAGUCCUGGCUGCUCUGGAUAUGUUAGCCGUACCGCUAUUAGCACUGUUGAACCAAGGCUGUGCGUUGUGGUACACCUUGAACUCUCAACUAGAUUCGAUGAAUAGUCAUGAGUAUGGACACAGACUAUGUUCUGUGCUGAUGAUUGCGUUUCUGUUUGUUUUUGUCAAGCUUGUUAAUUUUACAGACGUUCAGUUGCAUUCAGUUGCACUGCGGCCAAAGUAUGUCCUCAUUUCUAGACAAUGUCAUUAAAACUGACAGCUAUGUGAAACCGAAUUUUAUCCCAUUGCUCCUUGCUACCACUGCUUUGAAAAUAGUGUCAAUAUUUUUA